Messenger RNA from Anguilla rostrata (American eel), 2447 nucleotides. RefSeq names its product putative gustatory receptor clone PTE01. Gene Ontology annotation, cellular component: membrane. The coding region runs from base 10 to 1077 and encodes 355 amino acids. Lineage: Eukaryota; Metazoa; Chordata; Actinopteri; Anguilliformes; Anguillidae. The record is from RefSeq and is a predicted model, not a curated record. The transcript is spliced from 2 exons. Gene Ontology annotation, biological process: G protein-coupled receptor signaling pathway. Gene Ontology annotation, molecular function: G protein-coupled receptor activity; olfactory receptor activity.
CCGACUUCGAUGAGGAACUCUGUUAAAACGAGCAGCCUCACAGAACCCUCGAAGAGAAAGUUGCAGGUCAGACGAGCAGGCAAGAUGAGAGCACGAGGAGCAAACGGAACGACCGAGCAAACGCAAAAUGCCAAUCAAUGGCUGGACUACAACCAAAGCCACACCCAACAGUUCUUCAUUGCUGGUGGAGAGCUGGGACUCAAACACGUCUACACAGAGCUCUCUGUUCUCCUCCUGGUGGUCUACCUUCUAGUAGUUAUUGGUAACAGUGUGGUUUGCAUUGUAGUGAUGCUGGAGACCAAGCUGCACACACCCAUGUAUAUUUUCCUCGGCAAUCUCUCCAUGGCAGACAUCAUCAUCACAACCAGCGUUCUCCCCAAGUUCAUAUCUGUGGGCUUACUGAAUGACAUUGCCAUUUCCUACUCAGGGUGCUUCUUGCAGCAGAACACCUAUUUGUCAUUUCAAUCAGUUGAGAGUCUUCUGCUUGGUGUCAUGGCUUAUGACCGCUACGUGGCCAUCUGUAAUCCUCUGCGCUACAAUGACAUCAUCACUCCCAGAACAUGUGCUUUACUUGCAAUGUGCACCUUGAUAGCAGGUAUACUCAUUUCCUCCUAUAAUGUACUACUUGCAUCUCAAUUAUCUUUCUGUGGGAGCCACAUCAUGUUCUGGUUUUGUGAUUUCCCUCCUGUUAUUGCACUGUCCUGUUCAGACUCAACAUUCCUGCUAUUCUUGGCGCUAGCAUCUGCUCUGGCAAUAACUGUUGCUCCAAUGACUGUAAUUGUUUGGACAUACACUAAAAUCAUUUUAUCAAUUUGCAGAAUAAAAUCUGUAGAUGGCCGUAAAAAGGCCUUCUCCACCUGCUCCUCACAUCUCAGUAUUGUAAUCCUGUUCUAUUUUGCACAUAUGUGUGUCUAUAUAAGUUCCACGGUAAAAAAUGUUCAUCCGAAUGUUCUCAUCUUGAUCUCCAUCAUGAAUUGUUUACUGACUCCGUUUGCGAACCCCAUCAUUUACAGCUUGAGAAACAAAGAGCUGAAGACUGCUAUUCAAAAACACUUCCACAUCAAGGUUUUAAUGUGACCAAAGGGUUUCUCUUGUUUACAUACCCUGUUUAUUCCCCAAUAAUCUUUUUAUUCUUCUUUUGUUUAGAUUUAUGUUGUGAAACACACAGGAUAUAUUUUUCUUUCACAUGUCCUGUCAUCGUGCACCCAUACCUAAGUCAGUGGUCUUGGGACAUUUUAAACAGGCUUAAACUGAAAUCUUUGCCAUUUUGCAUGUCUUUGAGACUUUUCUUUCUAAAAGUGUUUUUUUUUUUCCUUUGUUCAGUUUGGAAAAUUCCACCAGUAGUUAAUGACUUGUGUAUCAGCAAUUAAACAAUAAUAACGUAGUAUGACAGGGAGAGUGAAGUAUAAUGCCUAAGGAAGGUAAUUGCUGGAGCAAGAUACUUAACUUUAAAUUGUGUCUGUAUAUAUCCAGCUGUAUGAAUGGACACUAAAUGCAAAAAUUGUGUAAAUUGCUCUGGGUAAGAGAAUCUGCUAGAUAUCAGUAAUGUCAUGUACUGUAGCAUUUUUAAACGACAAUGUAAACUCCUUUGCUUGUAUGAGACAAUGUUCUUAUGAGUAUGCUCUUGUAAGGGGACUGCAGGCUGAUUGGAGUGGCACUUUUACCAUCGUCUUUUUCACGCCUCUAAACUAUUACAAUGGCGUUCCCAGCCCAGCUACACACUGCAUGUUUUUGUGACAAUAAAACAGUGAAAAUGAACCAAUUUUUCAGACAGUCUUUCUUUGGCCACGUCCAGUGCCUGUUUUUUUUUUUUUUUUUUUUUUUUUUUUUUUUUCCUCCAGUGCUGGCUUUGCUUUCUUAAAAAUAGAACCAAUAAUAUAAUUUAUGUAAACACACAGCAAAAAUUCUACAAAAAAGAAAGAAAAAAAGUUUUUUUUCAGUUAUUAAGGUGCUGUUUCCUUCAGAUCCCAGUUUCUCUCAGGUUCCAAAUACAGUCAAUAAAAUGUCAACUCCCGUCACACACAAAUUCACAGUGUGAGUUUAUCUGUUGGAUUCCUGAACCAAUUAGCAUCCUCUGUGGAGGAGCAGGACAGGUUCUCCUGGGACUUGUAGUUGGCACAACAGUAGAAACCCUGGAGAGAAUUCUGAGGAAAGCUUAAGGAAAGCCAGUUACCCAAUACACAUAGGUUACUUCAGAAACUCACCAGGUACAGAGCUGGAUUUAAGCAUCUCUUUCUCUGUGGAAAUGCAUCUCAACAAAAGCAUGUUUCCAUUUCAACAUACAAAAAUGGCAAGUUACUCACACAUACAAAGGGCUGUCUAUCAGUCAUUAAAACUUGAAAAAUCAAGGCCUGCUGUUGAAAGUGUUGAUAUCAAAAUGAGGCCAAAUUACAACAAACAAUAUUGGCAAUCUUAGCUCACACAAUCUCUAUUCCAAAACAAUGCUA